AUGAUAAUACUGAUCUGUGCGGCAUUCGGUCUCUGGGCGUGGUGUCGAAGGAAUGGUAACACGGAUGAACCUCCAAUCUGUCCCGGAAGUCUACCUUUAAUAGGUCAUGCACAUUUACUAUGCGGCGACAGUGUGCAACUGUGGAAUACUUUUAAAGAGUUCUCCAAUGAAAGUUUUAAAGCAGGUGGAGUGAUGUCUUUAUCUAUUGGUCCAAGAACCGUUUAUGUGAUAUCUGAUCCAGAGGACUUCUUGACUGUAGCCAACACUUGUUUAGAAAAAGAUAGUUUUUAUGAAUUUGGGAAAGAAUGGAUAGGGGAGGGUCUGGUGACUGGGACUGUUCCUAUAUGGAAAGAACACCGUAAACUGCUAAACCCUGCGUUCAGUCAAGUGGUACUCGAUGGUUUCUUAGAUGUGUUUAACAAACAAGCUCGACGUUUAGUUAAAGAUUUGGAAAAAGAAGUUGGGAAGGGUCCUUUCGAUCACUUUGUGUACACACGACAUAAUGCUUUGGAAACUAUAUGUUUGACAGCAUUAGGUGUUGAUUUCACUGAUAAGACAAUACUAAACAGCCAAUAUGUAAAUGCUGUAGAGCAAAUGUUCAACGUACUUGUGGACAGGUUCCAGAAGUUGUGGCUACACAAUCAUUUCAUCUACAGUUUUAAAAAAGAGAAAGCAGACUAUUUAAAUAAAAAUAACCCAAAGAAGGUAGAAAAGAUGCAAGGGCUAAAGUUCAAGCCAUUCAUGGAUCUACUCUUAGAGCUAGCAAUAGAGAAAGGAGCGUUCAAUGAUCGUGAGAUUAGAGAACACGUUGACACCAUGAUUACAGUCGGUCAUGAUACGUCAGCGAGUGUUCUCAUGUACAGUAUGUUGUUGGUUGGUUCCUAUCCACACGUGCAAGAGAGAAUAUUUGAAGAG
This is a messenger RNA of Brenthis ino (lesser marbled fritillary), 915 nucleotides long. Lineage: Eukaryota; Metazoa; Arthropoda; Insecta; Lepidoptera; Nymphalidae. The record is from the annotation of a GenBank genome assembly.